Messenger RNA from Saccostrea echinata, 396 nucleotides. RefSeq lists its product as uncharacterized. The transcript is spliced from 2 exons. The coding region runs from base 1 to 396 and encodes 131 amino acids. The record is from RefSeq and is a predicted model, not a curated record. NCBI's taxonomy places the organism in Eukaryota, Metazoa, Mollusca, Bivalvia, Ostreida, Ostreidae.
AUGGAAGCGGUCGCGACAGCUACGCCUCUAUCCCCUGAUGUCCUGGAAACCAUUACCAGACAAGUAACCGAGCGGGUCACUGCUACAAUCAGAGAGGAGUUGACAACGCUAAUAAGUAAUGUGACCAGCAGCACCACAGCCACUAGUCAGGGGAGUAUUAGUAAUAAUACUUCGGGGGCUUCUGUCAAUAAUGAUCCAAGCAUAACUAAUUCUGUUAUUUGUGGGUCAGAAUCGACUGCCCCAAGUACACCCAAUGACCAAGCUAUUCAACAAUUGGUUGAAGCCUUGGUAAUUAACCAUACUGAAAAAAUAGCAGGUAAAUCAGUUCUUGCAACUGGCGCCAUGGGCCGACAGAAACCCAGUCAACGUGCUCCACUUCCAAAAUUUCCGAAUUGA